Molecule: messenger RNA, 1335 nt
Organism: Thermochaetoides thermophila DSM 1495
Lineage: Eukaryota; Fungi; Ascomycota; Sordariomycetes; Sordariales; Chaetomiaceae
Exons: 1
Coding region: 1-1335 (444 amino acids)
Molecular function (GO): protein binding
Source: RefSeq, a predicted model, not a curated record
AUGGCCCGCCCUCUCCUGCAGAUGCUCCUCCUGGGGCUUCUCGCUCCCCUGACUACCGCCGCUGAGUCAGAAGGAAGCUCUGAAGGCCUUGUCGCCGAAGCCAUCGACCAAAAGCUCAUAUUUGCCAGCAACUUUAGUAGUCCCAUCACCUCGCAAACACCACCACUCCAAGGCUGGUGGGCCUCCAAGAUCUGCGCCGGCCCCUCGCAAAAGGACCAGUUUUGUAUCUACACCAAUCGGCGCGUAGCCAAGGGGCGCGGCAUGGUUGUCAUCACACAUCAAGACGAGUUCGAAAAGCUCGAGAAAAUGGAGGACCAUCUUAGCAAGGCUGACAACAAGUUCUAUGAUGACCCAGUGCCGUUUGUCGAGACUCCUGUUCUGCAGAAAGGCCUAGGGGUCGUUGCGAACAAGACGCUCAGGAGAAAUCGGCCUUUGAUGAGCUUCUCCCCCGUUUUGCUCGUCCACCGCGACUUCUUCGACCAGGUCCCCAACAAAAAAGAGCGCGCCAAGAUGCUCGACACAGCCGUCUCCUAUUUACCACCAGAAACUCUCGCCAAAGUCAAUAAAUGGCGCCAGCCGACUCCAGAAUAUACUUCCCCGCGCAGCCUCGAAACCUUGCUCUUCGCCCAUCCCUUCGAGGUCGUCCUCCCCUACGUCUGGCGCACCCCCGACGCCCCACAUUCCCGGCACGCAGCCGCGUACCCCGAGGUUGGCGUCUUUCAACAUGAUUGCCGGCCCAACCUGGCGUGGUACAUCGACGAGCACUUCGGGCUGAAGCUCACUGUCGCACGGAAGACCGUUCCGGGGGAGGAACUGACAAUUGCCUACAUCGACCCCCUGAAACCGACCGAAGAGCGGUCUCAAUGGGUAGCACACUACCGUGGGAAGGCCCAAAAUGAAGGGUUGCCAGUAGAGAAGCACACGCAUCACGACGGGUGUCCCUGCAAGGCAUGUAGUCCGCCAGGAGGUCCUGGUGGAGAGGCAGCAAGGGAGCAGGAGAAGCGACUGAAGGAGAUCCUGGCAAUCCGCUCGGAGCUGCGGAACUACGAUAGCACAAAAGUCAACGUAGAGAUGAUCGAAAAGUUCGUGAAGCUUGUCGAGCAGGACCGGUUGCAUGCCAAGUUUGCGGAGGCGUACGAACUGGCGGCGUUGAACUUCAACUAUUUGGGCGAGGACAAGAAGGCGAAAAAGUAUGCCGAUCUAGCGGUGCAGGCGGGGAUUGUGGAGGGCGGGAUCAAUAGCAAUGAUGUUGUGGCUAUGAGGAUCAUGGCAAGUGAUAUCAAGGGACAUUAUUCAUAUAAGUAUACACUGAAGAGGAGAGGGUUGGCGAAGUAA